Pseudogymnoascus destructans is the source of this 504-nucleotide messenger RNA. RefSeq lists its product as uncharacterized. The coding region runs from base 166 to 504 and encodes 112 amino acids. Lineage: Eukaryota; Fungi; Ascomycota; Leotiomycetes; Thelebolales; Thelebolaceae. The transcript has a single exon. The record is from RefSeq and is a predicted model, not a curated record.
ACUCCACAGAUUCUUCAAUUCCUGCUUGGAAGCUCGCCAACCAUUGCGCGUUAACCAAGGUUCAAACGCGGCACUGGAGGCCCUAACAAAGCCCUACCCGCCGCCGCGUCCUUUCUGUCUCCGCUUAAGCAGUCUGGCGGGCCACUCGCAAGGCCAAAGUGCAGCAUGCGGAAUCAAUACAACUCCCAGCGCCUCCGUUCGAGUGCCUGGUUGUCCUGUUGGACAGCCAGCCAGCGUGCUCUCGACCCCAUAAAACAUGUACAAGCGUCAGCCAAGUCGUCUUACGCGGGGAGGUUUGCCUGGUUGGGUGUAGGCGAUCGCCCCUCCCCCGAUCGCUGCGACUCAGACGGCGGCUGUUAUUCGUGGAAGCCAUAUACGUACCCUGGCGGUCGUGGCGGUCGAGACUCGCGUGUGGGGCGCGCGAAGAGAAACGCGCGGUUGCCCAAUCGAUCCUUCGUCCUGCAGGACCCCGAGACGAUCAGUCGAGUCGACGUCGCUUCCUGA